ACCACCGGUCCUGGUUCCUUACCACCAACUCUUGACUUAGAAGCAAUUGGGAGUUUGCUGGUUGGAUAGGUACUUUGAGCCUUCUUGGCCAUAUUCUCUCAGGAUGUAAACUGGUAAUGCCUCUUAGGCCGAGAUGUCGUCAAUUUGGACGAUUACCCAAAUUGACUACACCCUUGAGGUCGAUCAACUUCAAGCGGACCACUCCAGGGGCUGUUACGCCGCUCACUGACUUCCGAUACCGCCCUGGUGGAUAUUUGCAUGACGUUCUAGAUCGUCAACAUCCCGCUGCCAAAGUGCAAAGACAAGAACUUGCCCAACUUUUACCUCAUGGGAAGACCCACAGUCUGUUUCUCCGCAUGGUGCCACAGGCCUUGCUACAGCGACCACAGAAUAUUUGGCCAGAUCCACCCUUUCAUUAUGACACAAAGGGCACUGAAAGGCAGGCGAAAAUGUCCUUUGUGAAGGUGGUCAGCAUAAAGGGCAUACACAAGUCCGCUGUCAUCCGAAAUAGGAUCAGUUAUAGGCUAAAGACCGCCCUGUCGAUGAUCGUUAUCCGUGGAGCCGAUGUCAAGUUGAAUAAGAAAGGUCAGGAAGAGAUCGUUUUCAAUGAGAACGAGGCAGGAAGACACUGGAUCAUGCCUAACUGGACAUACAUCGCCGCUCCAACCUUGGAAGUUUAUAGAAUGCCUUAUACCGAACUCGUGCCAGCACUGCGCCAGCUUCUCUUGAGAGUGAACAGUCAUGCAGCAUUCGCAGAACGUAAUUGGAUGCUACGACCAAAAGCAUCCGACUCUCCACCCCAGUCGCAAACCAAUGAGAAGGGUCCGAGGACUCUGAAGGAAGCGAAGAAAAACACCCUCACGGCCAACAAGCCAUCUACGAAGGCCCCCGCAAGUUCUACUCCAAAAAUCCAAACAAAGAAGAAAGGCAGGAGCGCAGUCAAAUCGGAGCUCUCUUCAAGUUGAACUAUGCGUUUCAGAUAAGAAGACUACUCCACCGUUGUUUCAAAUUCAAGUUGAUUUCACGCCCAUUUACAUGGAGCGUCCAAGCAUUCGUGGCUCAAAAUUGCGCUUCAAUGCAGGUAUGCACUGUAACCAGGGAUCGUUGAUCUGUCAAUUUGGCUCUCCUCUCCCGUGUUCUUGUCCUUCUUCAGGUAACUGCAGGACGAGAGCGAGUAUGUGCUUGAGAGUUCGGACGUCAUGACUUCGUAGAAUCCACGCGAGAGUUCGAGGCUUCGAGAAUACAAUGUCGCAUCGUGAUGGCAACAGCUGGGAAUAGAGUUCACUCGAGUAUCAAAAGAUCAGAAGUCCAACGCACGCUACAUCUGCGAAGAUCACUGCAACAGCUAGUAAAUGAACGCUGAAGAAGGUUUGGUUCUACAACGAUAGCCUAAAGAGGUAGAGUAGUUCUCUCCACGUGCGAGCCCAUUCCGGAAGCGACACAAGCAAGAGUCCUUAUUUGUUCGCUCUCUUAUCCCUUUCAGCCAUGUGGUUAUAUGGAUUCCUCAUACAUGGCGUAUCGCCUUUAUGCUCUAAUUGGGAUUGUUUACGGUCUCCAGGGAAAUAUAAGAAUGACUGCUUUGACAC
Messenger RNA from Somion occarium, 1586 nucleotides. The record is from the annotation of a GenBank genome assembly. NCBI's taxonomy places the organism in Eukaryota, Fungi, Basidiomycota, Agaricomycetes, Polyporales, Cerrenaceae.